AUGAGCGAUCUCCAAUCGCAGUCGUUGCCUCGCGCUACCCAUGCUUCUCCGGCCAUGACCCCUGCCGCGCCUUCGUCGGCCCACGGCAGCAAUCGAUCGCCCAUGUACCCGGAUCUGCUCGGCGAACCCCCCGUUCCCCCGCCGAGAACCUCGUCGUCCCACCGAAGCCAGCACAGUUCCAACGAGAAGGUCUCGAGCUCCCGCCACGGAAAGACCAGAGGCGACGACCGAAGCGCAAGCCACCGCGAGAGGAGGGGCGACGGUUCCCGUUCCCGUCGGCAGGACACGAGAGCGCCCGAGGAUCCGUCGAGAGGAGCGGACGCGACCACUCGAAAUCAACCUGCCGCCACCUUCGAUCCGUCGCAGCAGUCGGACGGCCGUAUGGAGGCAUAUCCGGGUCAGGGAACGUUGGUCAAGGAGUCGAGUACCGUGAUCAACCAGGUGCUGGUGAGCGACCCUUCGGUGGACAUUGAGCGAGAACAAGUCCGACAGACUGGCUCGUCGGUCUCUCCGCCCCCCGAGGCGGCUCCGCCGUCAGGAGGCCUGGCGCUAGUGGGGAGUGAUGGUGUGGACGACGGAGGUCGCGGCGGGCUGCGCAGUCGACACGACUACACCGAAAAUACGAUUAAGCGUAAGGAAACGACGUUUGGCCAGUACAUCCUGGGGCAGACGCUCGGAGAGGGUGAAUUCGGCAAGGUCAAGCUGGGCUGGAAGCGAGACGGCACCAUUCAGGUGGCCAUCAAGCUCAUCCGAAGGGAGACGCUCGGUUCGAAUCCCAGUCGGUUGCCCAAGAUCUAUCGAGAGAUCUCGAUUCUGCGGGAUCUUUCGCAUCCGAACAUUGUUCGACUCCACGAGAUGGUGGAGACCGACCGACACAUCGGUAUCAUCAUGGAGUAUGCGUCCGGCGGUGAGCUCUUCGAUCAUAUCUUGAACAACCGAUACCUCAAAGACAACGCUGCUCGGCGACUCUUUGCGCAGUUGGUUUCCGGUGUCGGGUAUCUUCACAAGAAGGGUAUUGUGCACCGUGAUCUCAAGCUGGAGAACUUGCUUUUGGAUCGGAACCGCAACAUCAUCAUCACUGAUUUCGGCUUCGCGAACACGUUCGACCCGGUCGAUGAGUUGGGCGAGGAGAUCGAGUACAACCUGACGAACAAGGAUUACGUGAAAAGGAUGCGCCUCGAUAAGACCAAUCACAAGGGCCUGCGACGGGGUGAUCUGAUGCAAACCAGCUGUGGUAGUCCGUGCUAUGCUGCUCCGGAGCUGGUGGUCAGCGAUUCGCUGUACACGGGACGAAAAGUCGAUGUUUGGAGCUGCGGUGUCAUUCUCUAUGCGAUGUUGGCAGGCUAUCUACCUUUCGACGACGACCCCGCUAAUCCCGACGGCGACAACAUCAACCUACUUUAUAAAUACAUUGUCACCACUCCCCUCACUUUCCCUGAAUAUGUCACGCCCCAUGCGCGUGAUCUUUUGAGACGGAUUUUGGUGCCUGACCCACGGAAACGGGCGGAUCUUUUCGAGGUUGCACGACACAGUUGGCUGAGCGAGUACUCGCACAUCGUGUCGCACAUCACCAGCAGCACGACGAAAGUGGCCGAUAUCGCCUCCACGACGGUUUCGACGGACAGUCGCAAAGAAGCUCCAUCCCUGGCACGCAGCGCGUCCGUCAGAGAGCCGCCCAAGACGUACCAGAACUCAAUCCCGUCGCUGGGUGGCCUUGUCCACCACUCCGGGGAUAUCUCGCAAGAACAGUCCACGGAUCGGUCUAAGACGCCCCGGGAUACGAAACGGCGAACGGUUCAGGUUGAGUACGUCGCUCCUCAGUCCCAGACCACGAGAGGUGAGAACCCCGGUGAUAUCGAUGGGCCUGUCGCGAGCUCGUCACGGCCCGUGGAAGCUGCGCCGACUCGUGCCCGAUCCAACAGCCGCGUGUCGGAGAACCACAUGGCCGCCCAGCAGAUGCCCGAGGCACCGAAUACGCGCGCCGUGGAUGCUAAGCCGCCCGUCGAAUCGACUCCCGCCCCGGGACACCUCCCUCGCUCGACGUCGGAUUCGACAGCGCUCACCGGGACGGGGACCAUGCCUCCUCCGCACGCCGGCCGCCCUACCACGGGAGCUUCCAUGGCAUCCUUCAACACCGGCCGCUUGCCGUCGCGAGGCUCUUACGGGCAGCCCGUGGCGCCGACGGUGGCGGCGACGAAUGCUCAAGGCCGGUUGGCGCAGCCCAAGAGCAAGCAGUACGUGAUUUCGGCGCCCAUGCCCCAAGAUCCGUCGCAACCGAGCCCGACAUCUAUUGGUCGCCCGAGUGCCCAGCAGCUGCCGGCCAAAUUCAACACGACGCCCCGGCAAGAGCCCCCCAAGGGCCACAAGCGAUCGAACACGGUCUCGGGUAUUGGCGAAAAGCUGUUUGGACGGUCCGGGUCGAUCUUCGGAGGUCGUGGAAGCCAAGCGAACAGCUCUCGGCAAAAGAGCGGCAAACGGUAUCCUCCCACUAGCAUGCGCGAUCCGUAUGCGGGCGAUGACGGCCGGAUGUCUGUGGACUCGCGGCGUUCGAUUCAGUACGGGUCCAAUCGGAAGAUGAGUGAGACGGGCGGCGAGAGCAGGCCUCGUCGGUUUUCCCUCCUGCCUACCUCCUUUUCAUUGAAGGGCUUCUCUUCUUCGAGCCGGUCCCAAACACCGGAUGACGAGUUGCAAGCCGAACGGAUACAACAACAGAAUUCGUCAACCGGGGCGAUACGACCCCGUGCACGCGCUACCAGCUACGGCACUCAGGAAGCCAUCUCGACAAUGCCCGAGGGGGCCCCGGCCGACGACGUCAUUACGAACGAGGAACCGGUGAACUACCAGGCUCGCAUUGAUCAGCAGUUUGCCGUGCUUCAUGGCGCUAACUCCGGAUCCCAUCAACCGACGUCUUACAGCGCCUCAGCCGAGCAGGUCUAUCCGAACGAGAACGACCAUUACUACCGGAACCAAUACGCCAACCAUUCGGCACCCAACUACUACGACGAGUACAAUAGCCCGUAUGAUAAUAAUUCGUCUCGUCAGUCCGUCCAGGCCGGCCGGUCAGCCCGCGGCGCAGGAGUUCUCCAAAAGAACCACCGAAAAUUUGCAGACGCCUACGAAUCCGAACGGGACCUGUCGCACCACCCCGGCAGCUCUGGCGCGGCUCGUAAGGUCAUGGACUUCUUCCGUCGACGAGCCAAGUCCAGAGCCGGGGAUGACCGGUAG
Aspergillus steynii IBT 23096 is the source of this 3225-nucleotide messenger RNA. RefSeq names its product putative serine/threonine protein kinase (Kin4). The transcript has 2 exons. Gene Ontology annotation, molecular function: protein serine/threonine kinase activity; tau-protein kinase activity; ATP binding. The coding region runs from base 1 to 3225 and encodes 1074 amino acids. Gene Ontology annotation, cellular component: cytoplasm. NCBI's taxonomy places the organism in Eukaryota, Fungi, Ascomycota, Eurotiomycetes, Eurotiales, Aspergillaceae. Gene Ontology annotation, biological process: microtubule cytoskeleton organization; intracellular signal transduction; protein phosphorylation. The record is from RefSeq and is a predicted model, not a curated record.